UUGAGGUGGUUUUUUUUAUAUUUGAGAGACAUUGAAGCUGGUCUCCACCAUGUCAAAUCAGUGUGUUGUCCAUCUACGACGCCUCUGUCGUCGUGACAUGAACACGAUACGCAUAACCCGGGGAUCGAUCGUGCAGUUACACAUACUUGCACCAAAGUGGCCAAAAUCGGGGCCCAGCAACGUUAUUAGCGAAAUGUAAUUUAUAAAAGCCUGUUGACCUUACCAGAUUCAUGCUCGAUACUCUUUCACUUUUUCAUCCUUCCAUUCCUUACCUGGUUGUGGGCUAUGAAGGUUUCUUUUGCUGUCGUCAACGGGCUGGCUCUACUUGCCGCCGUGGUUAGCCCAGUGCUAGCCAAGAGCAAGUUCCCUUACUGCACUGGCUCAACUUAUGGCAUUACCCAUAAGAAUUGCGCCAAGUUUGAGUUCGACACUCUUCACUCCAACUGUGUGGAAACGUCAAACUGCACUACUUUUUACGACAUCACCAAGCUUCCCACUGAGAAAAUCGAUGCUCACACUGAAAAAAUGGCACAGUUGAUCACCAACGUCUUUGAAAAUGGCAACACCAUCAUGGGCUAUGCGUAUGUCGAAGCUCUUGGCGAUGGCCGUGGCUACACUUCAGGCUAUAUUGGAUUCACCUCUGGCACCAACGAUGCCCUUACCGUGAUUCAACAAUAUACCAAGAGAAAGCCUAAGAAUAGCCUCACAAAGUAUGUGCCAGAACUGACCCGCCUUUCCAAGCUCAAGUUCUGCGACACUCAACGUAACGAUACCAAGAAACUUUCUGGUUAUCCUGCGGCUUGGACCAAGACUGCUUGCACUGAUCCUACCUUUGUUCAAACUCAACUUGAUGUUGGAUUCGCUAUGUAUCUUGCUCCUGCACUUAAAUACGCUGCUAGCGUUAAUGUUCAGUCCAACUUGGGAAAAGCCAUCUUUUACGAUACCAUCAUUAACCAUGGCUGGCAAUACGUUGAACCUUUAAUCAACCUUCCAAGAAUUUUGAAACUGACAGGUCCUCGCAAGCACAAUGAAACAGAGAAGAGCUACUUGAAUCGAUUCUUGGUCACCAGACGUCAGUUGAUGUGCUGCUUCCCUGACGAUGUCUGGCCCCCAGCAGCAGACAGAGUCGCCGAUCUCCAGCGACUGGUCAGCAGCUGGUCUCGCAACAAGGAUCUCAAGCAUCCCGUUACCCUCAAGAUUUAUGGAGUCACUGUCAAGGGUACUGAAGACCUAAGCUACGAUAAGGCUGAAUGCCCUAAGAAGCCCAAAGGCUGGAAGCUUCCUGCUGCGAAGACCCUUCCCAUCCCUGACACCUGCCCUAACAAGCUCUUGUCACUUUGAGCCAUACCAUGACGC
Molecule: messenger RNA, 1356 nt
Organism: Umbelopsis ramanniana AG
Lineage: Eukaryota; Fungi; Mucoromycota; Umbelopsidomycetes; Umbelopsidales; Umbelopsidaceae
Exons: 5
Coding region: 286-1341 (351 amino acids)
Biological process (GO): carbohydrate metabolic process
Cellular component (GO): extracellular region
Molecular function (GO): chitosanase activity
Source: RefSeq, a predicted model, not a curated record